Molecule: messenger RNA, 2254 nt
Organism: Morus notabilis
Lineage: Eukaryota; Viridiplantae; Streptophyta; Magnoliopsida; Rosales; Moraceae
Product: transcription factor bHLH112
Exons: 8
Coding region: 190-1683 (497 amino acids)
Biological process (GO): regulation of transcription by RNA polymerase II
Cellular component (GO): nucleus
Molecular function (GO): DNA-binding transcription factor activity, RNA polymerase II-specific; protein dimerization activity; RNA polymerase II cis-regulatory region sequence-specific DNA binding
Source: RefSeq, a predicted model, not a curated record
GAUACCUGUAAAAUUAGUUUGCACAACAUCCGUACCACUCCCAUUCACAUAUAUAUAAAUCCCAACCUUAACCCCCAAGCCACAUAUAUAUUGUCUAUAUAUAUGUAUAUUUGAAUACACGACCCGUCAUAUUAUAUAUAAUACGUCAACCCAAAGAGGAAAAUAUACACAUAAAAGAGCUAGCUAGCUAUGGCUGAGGAGUUUCAGGGCGGGAUUUGCGGCGGAAACUGGUGGAGCUCAUCGAGAAGCGUGUUCAUGGCGGCGUCGCCGUGUUCUGUGGGGCUAAGUCAUGACGUGGCGGGGUUUGGUUGGCCGAGCCAUGACAUGGUUGACAUCAAGCUGGCAAGGUCUUCCCCAGGAGACACUAAUUCGGUUUGUGAUAGUACUUCUAAUAACAAUAUUCAUAGUGGAUUUCAAGAAGUUCAAAAGCCUCAAUACCAAAGUCACGAUAAUAUUAACUCCGUCAGUGGUAGCGGCAGUAGUGUUUUGAUCGAUUCCACCGCGCAAAUGAUGGGUUUUAGCCUCUCAACCUCAGAUUUGAACCAAUCCAAUAACAAUUUUCUCAAUAGCGGAAGAGCAGAGAGUAACAAUAUUUAUUCCAUGCUUCAAGAAGACAUGGGAACAAAGUUGAAUUACCGGCAAGAAAUCGGUUUAUUAGAUUCGUCCUCUACUCAAAUCCCAAAAGAUUUCUCUGGUAACUGCAGUACGGUGACGACAAGCCAAGCCUUGUCGGCGGGCUUACCGGUGAGCUCAUCACCGUCUUAUGUGUACGGUUCGUCGACGACGGCGACGUUGUUGCAAAGCUUGUUCGACGACGAAGCUCAUCAUGAUCAUCAACUACCACAACAAAAUUCCUUUUCCAACAACAACCGACCUAUCAACUAUAAUAAUUCGUCGUCGACGCCGGUCAAUUACGGGUCUAAUAAUUGCAACAACAAUAUGGUAUCAUCUUCUUGGCCUAGAUUCUCAGCGCCAAAGCAGUUACAACAACAGCCUGGCGGUCUACACUUCUCCAAUAAUACACCUUUUUGGAACGCCUCAGAGGCUGCAGGCCAAAACAACAACAAUAUCAUCGGCCGAGCCGGCCUUUUUACUUCGCUGCCGCAGCAAUUACAGUACGUGACACCUUUUGAAGAGAAACCCAAGUGUAAUAACUUCACGACCACAAAGCCUAAUGAAGACGUUCAGGACUCGGGAUCUGUUGUGAAGAAAAGUAGUAGUGGUAGUAUUGGUGAUCAUCAUCAACAACCUGUGCUCAAACGAGCUAGAAUCGAAACGCCUUCGCCAUUACCAACUUUUAAGGUCCGGAAAGAGAAGCUGGGGGACCGAAUCACUGCUCUCCAGCAACUAGUUUCGCCUUUCGGAAAGACUGAUACAGCUUCCGUUCUACAUGAAGCCAUCGAGUACAUAAAAUUCCUUCACGAUCAAGUCAGUGUUUUAAGUACUCCGUACAUGAAGAAUGGGGCUUCUAAUAUUCAAGUACAACAACAGGGUUCGAUUAAACCGAAGGACCAAGAAAUUAGCCCAAAACAAGAUCUGAAAAGCCGAGGACUCUGUUUGGUUCCUAUUUCAAGCACAUUCCCAGUUGCAAAUGAGACCACUACUGAUUUUUGGACACCAACAUUUGGAGGGACUUUCAGCCAGUGGGUAAUAUGGAGUUUCUCAUAUUGUUGGUGGACAUGACAAAUGGUUGUGUAUGGAAAAAGGUAGCUGAAGCCACACAAUUGCCGUGAUGUACCAGAGAAUUGAAAGAAAGAAAGGCUAAAGAAAGAAUGGUAUAAAAGGAGAAAGUAAAGGAAAGCUAGCUAAAGAAAAGACAAUGAUUUUUCUUGAGAGGGAGAGAGACAGACAAGUGCUGGGCCAGCUGCGAGAAGAUCAAUGAUGUAGGGUAGAAAAAGGAAUUAUGUAUGGGUAUGAAGUUUAUUAUUAAUUACGUAUUAAUAAUGAUAGUUAGGUUUUAUAUUAAUAUUAUAUAAAGAGAUCAGGUGGGUUAGGAGCAGGAACAGGUGCUAAAUUUAGCGGAAGUCGACAUUAGUUUGCGGAUCAUUGUUGUCGUUUGUUUAUGUUCUUGUUGUUUAUGUUGGUUUUUUUUUUUUUUUUUUUUUUUUUUUUUUUUUUUUUUAUUUUUUUCAUGUUGACAAAAAUAGCUGAAUUUAGCAGAUGGGGGAUACUGAACCUUAUGUUCCUGUUGAUGUAUAUGUAUACAUGGGCCCACACCACCUUUUAUUAUUUGAGAGCAAGAAAUCAAUUAUUA